Messenger RNA from Syngnathus acus (greater pipefish), 1907 nucleotides. Its product is annotated as ETS domain-containing protein Elk-3-like. The record is from RefSeq and is a predicted model, not a curated record. The transcript is spliced from 5 exons. Bases 338 to 1474 code for a protein of 378 amino acids. Gene Ontology annotation, cellular component: nucleus. NCBI's taxonomy places the organism in Eukaryota, Metazoa, Chordata, Actinopteri, Syngnathiformes, Syngnathidae. Gene Ontology annotation, biological process: cell differentiation; regulation of transcription by RNA polymerase II. Gene Ontology annotation, molecular function: DNA-binding transcription factor activity, RNA polymerase II-specific; sequence-specific DNA binding.
CAGCGGGCAGGCAGCAGCAGCAGCAGAGGCAAAGAGGAGGGGAGGAAAAGUGUGUUUACACAGACGGCAGAGCGCCUGGGGAAUCGUCGGCGAGAGGAAGUGAGCCGCCGGCUCCGCGUCUGCCUGCUCCGACUUCCUGCUCGGAGAAAGAAAAAGCGCAGGAUCCGAUUUCAGGCCGAGCACAAGCCGUGUAGCAAGCAUGGAAAAACAACCCACUUCUCCGGCGGCGUCGCGCUAAAGUUCCUCGGCGGCGGCGGCGGCGGCGAAGAAAGGCCACGGAAGUGAUCGCAGCCAGCCAGCCAGCGUGCCAGCCAGCCAGCCAGCCAGCCAGCCAGCGAUGGACAGCGCCAUCACCCUGUGGCAGUUCCUGCUGCAGCUGCUGCUGGACCAGAGCCACAAGCACCUGAUCUGCUGGACGUCGGCCGACGGCGAGUUCAAGCUGCUCAAGUCCGAGGAGGUGGCCAAGCUGUGGGGGCUGCGCAAGAACAAGACCAACAUGAACUACGACAAGCUCAGCCGCGCCCUGCGCUACUACUACGACAAGAACAUCAUCAAGAAGGUGAUCGGCCAGAAGUUUGUCUACAAGUUUGUCUCCUUCCCCGAGAUCCUCAAGAUGGACCCGCAGAUGGUGGAGAUGGGCCUGGCUUCCGGGAGGCUCCCCCCGCGGGAGGGCCAGCCCGCCGACGUGGACGAGGAGGAGGAGGAGGUCGAGGACGAGGCCGACGAGUGCCGGAGGAGGGCGCGGGCGGCGGCCGCUGCCGCCGCCGCCUUGGGGAGCCGCAACGACUACCUGCGCUCGGGCCUCUACUCCUCCUUCAGCGUGGCCUCGCUGCGCCACCGGCCCGAGCUGCUGCGGGCGCUGCGCCACCAGCCUCGCUCCGUCAUCCGCUUCGGCGCCAACGCCGAAGCCUACGUCUCGGCCGCCGCGUCGCCGGGCCGCGAGCGGGAGGACGAGGAGGAGCGGGACUUGUCGGAGGCGAGCGCCCAGCCCCUCAACCUCUCGUCCGGCCGCAGGGAGCGAGGCCUGCCACCACCGCCGCCUCCUCCGGAAAAGCGGGCCGGCGGCGGCGGAAGCUCCGCCUCCUCGUCCUCCAGUUGUAGCGAAGGAGACGGACCUCCAGCCAAAAGCAAAAAGCCAAAAGCUCUGGACAUCUCAGCCCCCUCCCUGCUACUGGCGGCCAGCGACAUUGGCUCCAUCGCCCUCAACAGUCCGGCGCUGCCGUCCGGAUCGCUCACGCCCGCCUUCUUCACGGCGCAGACUCCCUCCGGCCUGCUUCUGGCUCACAGUCCGCUCUUGUCCGGCAUCCACUUCUGGAGCAGCCUGAGCCCCGUGGCCCCGCUCAGCCCCGCCCGGCUGCAGGGCCACGGCUCCUUGUUUCAGUUCCCCAGCCUAAUCAACGGACACAUGCCUCUCUCCCUGCCAAGCCUGGAAGGAACACCCUCCUCUUCGCCCCCCAGUACCCGCAAAUCGUGAGGGAUGCGGCCCCAUUCUGCUCAACAUCCUCUUGAGACUGUUUUGUGACCUCAUUGAGUUUUGUCGUGGGUUUUUUUUUGCACUUGGGUUGCUUGAGGUUGCAGUGGUGAAAGCACUCAGUUAAAAAUUCUUUUAAAAAAAAUAAAGCUAGCUAGCUAGCUAGCCAGCCAUAGCGCUAGCUGCUAAAGGCGGGGCGGGCGAGCCGGACGCUCCUGCGCUCGUCCUUCUAUGUAUAUGCAACGUAUGCACUCUGCUUCUCAGAUCGUACCGGCUGUGCCUUCAUUUUGUGUGCUAGCCUGCCAACUUCAAAUGAAUGAAAAGCCUUUUUUUAGUACUUCCUCUUUUUUUUUAUACUGGACGUGAUAUGCAGUCUGUAUCAUUUUGUAUUGUGAAGAAUGUCAUCUAUUUUCAAUAAAGUAAGCAUUGAAUGCUC